AUGGCAGAAUACAACAACAGAUAUACUACUACAAAUGCAGGUGAACACAAUGGCAAAACGACAUCUAAUAACUGUACCAACGAUUACUACUAUAACAAUAGCAACCCAAGUGGUAAUAACGACGUGAAUGCUUCUACCAACAACCACUAUAGAGCAACUUCAAAUAUUGCUGCAAAUAUAAAACCAGAUGCACCCACUGAAGGAAGUUUUCAACAGGGUUUAUAUCAAACUUCAUCAUCACUAGCAGGAGUACAACCUUCAUACGUAUUACAUGCUACGCCUAUUCCUCAUCCACCGCAACACCCACUCAUGUCGUUACCUCCCCCAAUCACAUCUGCUAUGAAUAGUCAGGCUAGCCCAUCACAAUCCAUCAACCACCUUUACCACAACCGCAACAAUAACAAUAGUAUUGGCAACAGCUUCACUCUGAGAGCUAGUCCCCAUUUUCAAAUGUUGGGUCAUAAUAGAAACAAUAGUCUGGAACACAAUAUACAAUAUGAAACUUCUCAUCAGUAUGGCUGUGGUGGUAACAAUGACGCUGCUUUUAGCCAUGUGCCACAGUCUUAUAUGAAUGGUUAUCCAUUAAGCCAACCAAAACCAACAUUACCAUUACCUGCAAAUCAUCAACUGCAGACACAAACACAGGAGCAGCAGCAACCACCACAGCCAAGAGAUUCUCAAGAACAACUUACAAGCAACAACUUUCCCAAUGAUCCCACGUCUUCUUCACAACCCCACAACUCCAAUGACAAGUUUAAUUCACUGCUGUACCACAUGGGCCAGCCUUCUCAAUCAAAUUCCCAAUUUGUGCGUCAAUUUCUGCAUCAUUUAAACCCAAAUUACGCUGUCAACCUUAAAUUUAUCAAGGAUUUAAACACAAUGAUGAAUAAUUGGUCAGAAGAUGAGGUGAAGGCGAGAAGAAGAUUGGUCAAGUUUGACGUUCUGCAUGGGGAUAACAACACAAUGCAAAUGAUAAACUUUGAAGCUAUAAAAUCAGUUGACUACGGAGUAACACAAGCAGUCAUUUCUUGUAUUUAUUGGCAAGAAAAGAAUAGGUUUAUUUGCACUUCAGUUGAUAUCAUUUUAUUGCUUGAAUACUUGGUUCAUCAAAGUUUUGGUAUUGAAGAAAAAAACCGUAUUAGACGAAAUUUGCAAAGUUUGAAACCAACAACUGUCUCAAGAUCAAACAAAAAUGAUCGUGACUUUUUCAGUUUAAUCAUGAGUAUGGAAAAUCCUCGUCCCAGAAAUAUUGAAAAGGACUUGAAAGUGUUUAAUUGGAGUGAUUUGGGUAAAGCUAUUGCCAAGGUUAUGUCAAAAUAUUAUGUUGUAUCUUCACCAUCACCAGGAUCGGCAAAUUUAUGGUGUAAUGGUGGUCACCAACUGCAUAAUGUGCCGUUGUCGGGAUCACCAGCGCCAGCAGCGCCACUAGCACCAGCAACACGACAGACACCCCAGUCUUCACAGACACUGCAAGAAGGAGGGAUGCACGCGAGGCAAAGCCAGUUAGCAUACGGUAAUGGCAAUAAUUUACACCACGCCAGCCAACCACCAUUGCACAAGCCGAGUUUACCACCUUUGACUCUGGUUGCUCCUAUUUCAAAUUCUUCAACUCCAACAUCUACGCAGUUUCCCCAUCAUCAAUCUCCUCAACCAUACGGAGAAGAGAUACGAAGUUCAAGUUCUGCACCCGACCUUCAAAAGACCCACUAUCUGCUGGAUUCAAACCGGCGCAAGGACUUUGCUUUCCCCCCCACGGCAAGAGUCCAACUGAGUAAUACAUCAACAAUAGGAACCCCUCUGGACAGCUCUAAUGUACGUAGACAAGUAACCCCUACAUAUCAUACUCAAGAGUCAAAACAACAGUAUCAUCAUCAUUAUCAUUCGCAACCAACUGGCUUUCAAUUACCAUUACCACCUCCUAGGCUAUUUCCUUCUGGUAAACAUUCUUAUUCACGAGUAACACCUAGUACAAUAGACGCAGGAGUAACCUCGCAACAACAACAACAACAACCUGUGAUACCAAGGUCGAGUGACGAAUCUACCAAGGAGACGAGUAACAUGAACUCAGUUGCAUCAUUUGGAUUAUUGAACUCUGCAGCGAAUGAUUCAUCGUCCUUUUCAAACAAAGAAGAGCUGCUGCUGGAUAGUGAUAGAUGCACGAGUAAGUUGAAGUCUGGAUCCAACGCAAGAGGGUUAGUAUCGUCGUCGGGUCAACACCCACCAUCAAUCAAUUUUUCCGACAGUCCAUCUCCAGAUAAGGAGAUUGAAGGUGAUACUAGUUCGGGCUCAGAGAGACCUUCAAGUAAUGAUGACGAUGAUGCAGGUAGUGCAUUGUCGGGCAACUCAAAAGCAAGUGUCGAUAAUUCUGAUGACAGUGGACAGACAAACAAGAGUAAUGGUAUUUCGAAUAGCAACAGUUCAAUUAGUAGUGGUUCUAAAGACUCGUCAAGUUUAUUUUCAAUGCAACGUGAUCUGGGUAAUUCAAGUGAAGAAUCAACAAUGUCAAAUUCAGUACCUGGAAGUGGUAAAUUGACUCCAUUGAAUUUCAAUAAUAACAACAAUAGUGUUGGUAGCUUGCUGGGAACUAAUGGAGGUGCUGCUGCAACUACCAGUUCAAGUUUUCCAAAGACGAGUUUGCGUGCUUUAAUUGACCCACAACCAUCAUCUCUUUUGGGACAUAAAGUGGAAGAAGAUGGAGAACCAGUAGGAGAUAAUGGUAAUGAAGAUGAAGAUGGAUCGAUGGAGGAUGAUGCAGAUGAAAUGGAUGUUGACGAUGGCAAUAAGAUCCACAACCCCAACUGGAAUCGAGAUGAAUCUAUCAGGAUUAGAGCUCCACCCAUGACGAAAAAGAGAAGGAGAAAGCCACAAAGGAAAAUGAGUAAUUCGCAUCAUCAACUACAGAAUAAUGCAACUUCACAGUAUUUUGAUAAUAAAAAUGAGAAGUUUACUUCUUCUCAUCAUCAACCUUUGCCCAGUUUGAACGGUGGAGUAAUGAAGCCACAACUACCACCGAUAUCUCAAUUGCUUAAAUCAGAAUAUACCUCAAACGAAGCAAGUCCUCCAUCGUCACCUGCUUAUCAAUCACCCUUGGCUGUCGAUGAUGAAAGAGUACCAUUGGUUAAAAAAGUUCAUAAUUGGAAAGAUUAUUGA
Lodderomyces margitis is the source of this 3150-nucleotide messenger RNA. RefSeq lists its product as uncharacterized. The transcript has a single exon. Bases 1 to 3150 code for a protein of 1049 amino acids. Gene Ontology annotation, cellular component: nucleus. NCBI's taxonomy places the organism in Eukaryota, Fungi, Ascomycota, Pichiomycetes, Serinales, Debaryomycetaceae. The record is from RefSeq and is a predicted model, not a curated record.